This is a messenger RNA of Fonsecaea multimorphosa CBS 102226, 1836 nucleotides long. RefSeq lists its product as uncharacterized. The record is from RefSeq and is a predicted model, not a curated record. Lineage: Eukaryota; Fungi; Ascomycota; Eurotiomycetes; Chaetothyriales; Herpotrichiellaceae. The coding region runs from base 1 to 1836 and encodes 611 amino acids. Gene Ontology annotation, cellular component: spliceosomal complex. The transcript has a single exon.
AUGACCUCGAUUGAUGACCUCUUCCGCAAACCCAAUGCCGCAUCAAAGCGAAAACUCGAGGACCCGACCAAAUCAUUCUCCAAUGCCCUCUCCAACAAAUCCGCUAAAUUGGCCAACGGCUCCUCUCCACGCUCUUCCACGAAUGGCUCCUCUCAAGACGAUUCUACCUCCAACGGUUCAGGGAGCAAGGCUGCUUUUGUGCAGGAUGAAGUCCUAGAUGAUCAAGAUGACCUCGAGGCCGGACCCGCGCGGCCGCCAGAAGACGUGGAAGACGAAGAUGGAGACGAUGAGGAAGGACGCUUCUUCGGCGGUGGGGUCACGAAACAAGAAAGAGAAGUGAUUGACUAUAUCGACAAACGUGAGGCUGGGGAGGUGGAGGAGAAGAUUGAUUCCACGUGGCUGCGCCGUACGGCCAUCAACUUUGAACGGAAAAUCAACAAGAACGCGGAACUGCGAGCCAAAUACGAGAAGGAGCCUAUGAAGUUUGUGAGCAGUGAGGCCGAUCUGGAUGCCGAAAUCAAAGGCUUGAGUCUAUUGAGCGAACAUGGCGACCUGUACGCCGAAUUCGUUAAAAUGGGCUGCGUAGGCAGUUUGGUCGGAUUGCUUGCGCAUGAAAAUACCGAUAUUGCCAUUGCCGUUUGCGAAUUGCUCGCAGAACUGACAGACGAGGACUCGACUACCACCGAAGAACAAUGGAAGACCUUGGUCAAGGCCAUGAUCCAAGGCGACAUCGUGGAUCUUUUGACAAGCAACCUCAGUAGAUUGGACGAGGACAACAAUGAGAGUGAUCGAGCUGGGGUCUAUCACAUCUUGAACGUUGUUGAGAACAUCUUGUCCGACACUGGGAACGUCGAGGUCGUUGGGGCGAAAGAUCCACUGAUGGAAUGGCUUCUCUCAAGAACAAAGAAAGUCGAUCCCUAUGCGAGGGGAAAGGUUGGCCAAAAUCGCCAAUACGCUGCGGAAAUCCUGGCGAUACUUCUCCAGAGCAACAAAAACAACCGAGAUCGUCUAGCACGAAAAGACGGGGUUGACUCUCUUCUCCAACUUCUGAGCGCGUAUCGCAAACGAGAUCCCGAGAAGGACUCAGACGAGGAAGAAUUUGCAGAAAAUCUCUUCGAUUGCUUAGCCUGCCUGGUGGAAGAACGUCUCGCCGGCGAGAAAUUUGUGGAAGGCGAGGGUGUUGAAUUGUGCCUCAUUAUGAUCCGAGAAGGCCGACUGGCGAAAGCACGAGCUCUGCGAGUGCUCGACCAUGCAAUGAGUGGAGGCAAUGCAACAGCCGUCUCGAUGAGGGUAGUGGAUGCUGCCGGGCUCAAGACGAUCUUCGGCAUGCUUAUGAAGUCCCACAAAAUGGAGCGAAGCCUUGUCGAGCAUCUUAUUGGAAUCCUAGCGAGCAUGUUGAGGUACCUGCCUGGAGGCUCCGCCGAAAGGAUACGCACUCUUGCUAAGUUCGUGGAAAACGACUACGAAAAGAUCACAAAGCUUGUCGAACUGCGGCGUGAAUACAAAACGAGAUUGAGUAAAGUGGAUGCGCACAUUCAAAGGGAACGACAAGACCUUAACGAAGCACAAGAGGAGGGACAGGCUGAUGAGUGGUUCUCACGGCGACUGGACGCUGGUCUCUUCUCACUUCAGGCAAUCGAGCUGAUCCUCAGCUGGAUGGUUGCUGAAGAUAACGGAGCAAGACAGACCAUCACUGUGCUCCUCGGUGAAGACGGCCUGAAGAUUCUCGAGCGGAGUCUGCGGGACCAACUCAACGGGAUGGAUCCUGGUCAGAGUGAUGAAGCAAAGGCUACGGAGGAGAUGCUGGAGGCAUUACUUUUGUGCGUGGAGCAAUGA